UAAAUUUUGAACACUCGAGAAAAAAGUUCGAGAGUAACAAUCGAUAGUUCGAUAUGAAGAUUUUAAGUUGGUUAAGGUAUCAAUCAUAAGUGACGGAGAAUGGAUUUCGAGAGUCCGGAUGUAGAAAAAGAAUUUCCAGGAUUAUACGCGUCAGAAUCUGCGAAAAAAAGUAACGAAAGUGACUUCAGUGAUGAAGGCGGACACGAAAAACAUUCCAAAAAAGAACUUCUUGGCGGUAAACGGAAGGAAAAGAAAGAUCGAAAGGAUCGAGGAUAUGCCACCUUAGAAGGUGAAAGUUCCCCUGACGAAGAUCAAGAAACAAAAAGUCCUUCAAAAUCAAAAAAGACCAAAGCUUUUAAAUUUCCAUCAAAAAAGGAGAAACGUGAAAAAUCUAGAGAAAAAGAGGGCAAAGAAAAGGAUGGCGAGAAAGAGAAAGAUAAGAAGAAAAAGGACAAAGAUGAGAAAGACAUAGAAAAAGAAAAGCGUAAAGAGAAAGAGAAAGAUAAAACUAAACAGAAAUUGAAAGAUCGUAAGAAAGGAAAGCAUACAGGAGAAGAAGGCUUGGACAUUGGAGAAGAACAACCAAUAUUUGGUGUUAGUCUACAUUUGGCAGUGGAACGAAGUCGUUGUCAUGAUGGUGUUGAAUUACCCUUAGUUGUAAGGGACUGCAUUGACUUUGUGGAAGAGCAUGGUAUGAAUAUAGAAGGAUUAUAUAAGGUUCCAGGAGUAAAGUCAAAAGUUCAGUAUUUGAAAAAGUUGUACAACUACAGAGAAGCUGUGAAUAUGUCUGAUUUUGAACCCACAGUAGCUACAAGUUUAUUAAUAUUGUUCCUUAGGGAAUUGCCAGAACCUGUGCUAGAGAACAGUGAAAUGAUAUCUCGAUUUGAACAAGCAGCAUCCACAAAAGAUGUAGCACAAAGAGAAGCACAAUUGAUACACCUAACUCAACAACUUCCAGAGUGCAACAAAGUUCUUCUUGCGUGGGUUAUACUACAUUUAGAUCAUGUUACAGCACGAGAAAAGACAACAAAAAUGAAUGCUCAAACAAUUUCAAUGACAUUGAGUCCUGUGUUGCAAAUGAGUCAUAGACUCUUAUUAGCUUUGUUGUUUCAUUGCAAAGCUUUGUUCCCAAAUGUACACUUAACAAAAUAUAUCCCACCACUUUCAGCCGGCAGCGUUAAUCUUCCAGAUACUGUAGAAAGUAUAGCUGCUGAGUUAUCUAAACAAGAAUCCUUACUCUUACAAAUACACAUGCAAAUGAACGCAGGUUUCGUGACUAAAUCGCGUGAGGAACAAUUAUGGGAAGUACAACGUAUGAUAACGCAAUUGAAGAGAAAAUAUAAAACAGUUCAAAAAAUGGAAGGUGCUGUGCAAAAGAGCUUAGAUGAAGAAGUUAAAGUGAAUGAUGAAGCUACAGUAGAAUUAAAUGUUCAAAAAACAAAAACAGAAGAAGAGGAUACAGAAAAUGUAAAACCUGAAACACAAGCAUCGUCUACUUUGACAUUGAAACUAAACAAUAAAGUACACGUUUCCGAAAACAAUAAAGACUCUACAAGUACAAAUACCGCUCAAAAUGAACGAAACACUCAUACUGUUGACAAGGAUAUUGUGGAUUCUGCUGAAACAUCUGUGGUUGCAUCACAAUCUAAUGAGCAAGAAAAUACAUCUAGGAGAAAUGAAAAUGUUUCAGUCACAGAGCCUGAGCCUGAAAAUGCUAUAGACAAAUUAAGAGAGAGUUUAAUAUACGAAGAGUUGUUGAAUAUGCAAGCGUUACUAAAGUCAAGAAUAAAUCAGGAAAGAAAUGAAAUCAAACGACUGAUGGAAAUGUUAUCCGAACGUGUUCCGGAAAAAAAGAAACCAAAGGAUAGGAUACAUUCACCAAAUGAAGCAGAAAUGACAGCUAUGAUUCAAUUAGUCAAAGAAAAUCAAUUACUUGAGAAAAAAAUGACUACUCUAAUUCGAAGUAUCAUAGAAGAAAAAGAUGCUUGCAUCGAACUCCGUGUUCAAUUAGCAGUUCAUCAGUUAGCAGCCAAAACUUGACCGUUAAAUAAGAAUUAAUAUUUUAAUGUAAUAAAAAAAUACACGGAUUGUGAAGAUAUGUAACAUGUUUUGCACAGAAUGAACAUAUAUAGUUUAUAAGAUGUUACUACAAUCAUGUUUUCUUGACUUAUUCUAUUCUCUUGUAAAAUAAUAAACAAAACAAAAAAGGAUAUUGAA
Molecule: messenger RNA, 2217 nt
Organism: Megachile rotundata (alfalfa leafcutting bee)
Lineage: Eukaryota; Metazoa; Arthropoda; Insecta; Hymenoptera; Megachilidae
Gene: Rlip
Product: Ral interacting protein
Biological process (GO): small GTPase-mediated signal transduction
Molecular function (GO): small GTPase binding; GTPase activator activity
Source: RefSeq, a predicted model, not a curated record